GCAACCUUUCGAAACUUCUAGGCGUUGAGGAGUCCAAGGCACAUCUUUACGAGGCUAAAGGAGCGAAUUGGACUUGUUUAGAUGGAUCUGCUACUAUACCGUACGAAGCUAUUAAUGAUGACUUCUGUGAUUGUGCAGAUGGAUCAGAUGAACCGGGUACAUCGGCAUGCCUUAAUGGUAAAUUCUAUUGUAGAAAUGUGGGACACAUUCCAUCUUAUAUACCAUCUAGCCGCGUUAAUGAUGGCAUCUGUGAUGAAUAUGAUGGAAAAAUAAAGUGUCCUAAUAUAUGUAAAGAAGCUAGCGCAGAGUAUCAUAAAAAGUUAAAGGAAAUAGAAAAUUUGCGAGCUCAAGGUAUACGAAUAAGAAAUGGUUAUAUAGAAGACGGUAAGAAGUUAAGGAUACAACGUGAAGCUGAAUUAAAUCGACUAAGAACUGAACUUGAAGCCGCAAAGAUUAGAGUUAGAGAACGUGAAGCGGCUUUGAAAAAGAUUGAAGCUAGGAAAACGGAUACGGAGCAGUCAGGGUCUAAAG
Messenger RNA from Racocetra persica, 531 nucleotides. Lineage: Eukaryota; Fungi; Glomeromycota; Glomeromycetes; Diversisporales; Gigasporaceae. The record is from the annotation of a GenBank genome assembly.